Molecule: messenger RNA, 955 nt
Organism: Zootoca vivipara (common lizard)
Lineage: Eukaryota; Metazoa; Chordata; Lepidosauria; Squamata; Lacertidae
Gene: TSACC
Product: TSSK6 activating cochaperone
Cellular component (GO): cytoplasm
Molecular function (GO): protein-folding chaperone binding
Source: RefSeq, a predicted model, not a curated record
CGACAGGACGCCAACUACGCCUGCGCGCAGUUCUGAGGGAGGCGGAAGUGCGCACGCGCACGGGCUCCAGUCAGCGGUUAGAUGGAUGGAGUCUUCACACCGGCGGUCGCUGCAGCACUUGCCGCGCUCCGGCCCCGACCAGUCGCACCCAAGAGGUAAGAGUUCCAGUCCCGUUCGGAUGGAGCCAGACAUCAACCCCCAGGAUGAGAAGCAGCAUCGGAAAAGUACACCAAGAAGAUCUUCACAAGUCCCACGAGAAGACUUUGAUGGUCCUCCACCUCCUCCUUUUAAGCCUCUGUGUCCGGCCAAACCCUCCCCCAGUUUUCUGGAACUCCCGUCAACUCAGUGGAAGCCCAGCUCAGGCCUGCCAUAUACCCAGACAGCUCGGAUCGGGAAGGGAAAGAGACAUUUCUCCCCUGAACAUCAGCCCCAGGAGUGUUUCGGCCUGCUGGAGUGCAUGCACAACAACAUCCAGACACAGACGCAGAUCGCACAGGCACAGCUCUCCCUCCUCGAAGACAUGCGAGAGUCCAUGAACAUCCUCCUUGCCAGGCAGGAGAAGCAAAACCAGGAGCGCCUGGGGCAGCCAGAUCAGCGCACCACAAAGGGCUCAGCCUCCUCUCCCAACCCCGCCAGCUAGCAGCCUUGGCACAUGCCCUCCUGUCCAACUCAAAGCUCUCAGUCUCCCUGGAGCCACGGUAGCAAACCUCACGUCCUCCAGAUAUUUUGGGUGACAAUUGCGGCAAUCACAUUGGCUGGGGUGGAUGGGCAUUGUGGUCCCACACAUCUGGAGGGCUGCCAGGUGGGUAAAAGCUACCCUAGAGCAACUGUAUACCUAUUCCUACCACACUGCGACAAUAUACAAUUUCCGUAGAUUAGCAAUGCUUGUAAAAUUUGAUUUCUCUUUCUGCGCUGGCUGGCAGUAUUAUGUGGUGUGGGAAGAGACAGUGAUUCA